Molecule: messenger RNA, 1431 nt
Organism: Gastrolobium bilobum
Lineage: Eukaryota; Viridiplantae; Streptophyta; Magnoliopsida; Fabales; Fabaceae
Product: aspartic proteinase 36
Exons: 10
Coding region: 1-1431 (476 amino acids)
Biological process (GO): proteolysis
Molecular function (GO): aspartic-type endopeptidase activity
Source: RefSeq, a predicted model, not a curated record
AUGGAUCUCAGAGGAUUGCUUUUGGUCCUUGUUGCGGGGUUGUUUUGUUGCGUUGCCAAUGCCAAUUUGGUUUUCCCUGUUGAACGAAAAUUCAAAGGUCCUCAUUCGAGUUUAGGUGCUAUCAAAGCUCAUGAUGCUCGUCGCCGAGGUAGAUUUCUUUCUGCAAUCGAUGUUCCUCUUGGUGGCAAUGGCCUUCCUUCUUCAACUGGGCUGUAUUUUACCAAACUUGGGCUUGGCUCUCCCCCAAAGGAAUACUAUGUGCAAGUUGAUACAGGAAGUGACAUUCUAUGGGUGAAUUGUCUUGGCUGCACAUCAUGUCCGAAGAAAAGUGGUCUUGGUAUGGACCUGACCCUCUAUGAUCCAAACGACUCCAAAACUUCAAAUGUGGUUUCUUGUGAAGAUGAUUUUUGCACUUCCACAUAUGAUGGUCCUGUUUCUGGUUGCAAACAAGACAUGUCCUGCCCAUAUGGCAUAACUUAUGGAGAUGGAAGUACAACGUCUGGUUCCUUUGUGAAGGAUUAUCUUACAUUUAACCAAGUUAAUGGUAAUCUCCGUACAGUACCAAAAAAUAGCAGCGUGAUUUUUGGGUGUGGUAAUAAACAAUCUGGGACUUUGAGUUCAUCUUCUGAUGAAGCCCUUGAUGGAAUAAUGGGUUUUGGACAAGCAAAUUCUUCCGUGCUUUCGCAGCUUGCUGCAUCUGGAAAGGUGAAAAAAAUAUUUUCACACUGCCUUGACAGUGUUAAUGGAGGAGGAAUAUUUUCGGUAGGGGAAGUGGUGGAUCCAAAAUUUAAUACAACUUCAUUGGUACCAAGAAUGGCACACUAUAAUGUGGUUUUGAAGGACAUUGAGAUUGAUGGGGACUUUCUACAGCUUCCCUCAGAUAUAUUUGAUUCUGGAAAUGGGAGGGGAACAAUAAUAGAUAGUGGUACAACCUUGGCUUAUAUUCCAGCUACAGUUUAUGAUCAACUAGUGCCUAAGGUUUUGUCUCGCCAGUCUGGAAUGAAAUUAUAUCUUGUUGAGGAACAAUUUACUUGUUUUCGUUAUACCGAAAAUCUUGAUGAUGGAUUUCCUGUUGUCACGUUUCACUUUGAGGGGCUUUCUCUGGUAGUUUAUCCUCACGACUACCUGUUCCUGCUUAAAGAGGAUAUGUAUUGUAUUGGCUGGCAGAAAAGUGCAGACCAAACUAAAAGUGGAAAGGACCUGAUUCUUCUUGGAGAUUUGGUGCUGUCGAACAAAUUAGUCGUAUAUGAUCUUGAAAAUAUGCUCAUUGGAUGGACAAAUUACAAUUGCUCUUCCAGCAUUAAAGUGAAGGAUGACACAACUGGAUCUGUAUAUACAGUGGCUGCACACAACCUUUCUUCAGCUUCCACCGUGUUAAUUGGAAGAAUAUUGACGUUCUUUUUGUUGCUUAUUGGCAUGCUAAACAUUUAA